AUGAGGUCUGAUGGCAACGUUGUCAUCUCUUGGAUGCGUGAAUGGCACGUGGGGACUGACCUCCACCGGGAGGCCCAGAUCCAGUCUGCAGAGAUCUCCCUUUUGGCCAUCUUGGCUACUGUUCAGGCAGUGGAGAAGAAGAUGGAGUCUCAGGCUGUCCACCUUCAAAGCCUGGAAGUACGAACAGGGGCAGCUGAGAAGAAGCUGGCCGACUGCGAGAAGACCGCCGUGGAGUUCGGGAACCAGCUGGAGGGCAAGUGGGCCGUGCUGGGGACCCUGCUGCAGGAGUACGGGCUGCUGCAGCGGCGCCUGGAGAACGUGGAGAACCUGCUGCGGAACAGGAACUUCUGGGUCCUGCGGCUGCCCCCGGGCAGCAAGGGCGAGGCCCCCAGGGUUCCCGUGAGUACUGAAGACAUGGCUGGGUGCUUCUCCGAGCAGGAAGGCUGUCCAGAAGACUGGCAGAAGGAACUCUGCAAGCAUGCGAAGGGGUGCCAGGAUACGCUGGGAUCCCUGGAAACUGGUCAGCUGGGGCCCCCUGCAGCAGUGUUACCCUGGAUCAAGCAAGAGCAAGAGGCAUGUGGGAGGGACUUGCAGGCGAUGGCUACUACACCCUUGAGCUCAGAGACCUGGCUGGCCAGCAAAGAGAAGAGGAGCCUGGAGGGAGAGUCUGAGGGGCUGGAGUCUGCCUGGGCAGCGGAAGGGGGGCUGGACCAGGAGGACUUGGAAGGCAGCGCCUUUAGAGAUCCAUUUCCCAGCCCCGGGGAGAAGGAGACGGCCUCCCUCCCUCCAGGCAGCCAGAUGCAGGCCUUGCCGGCCGCCCAGGACCCGGAGCGGCGUCCGUCCUGCACCGAGAGUGGUGCGAACUCGAGGGGCCGGGAGCUCAGUGGGCUGCACGGCGUGGCCAGCGAGCUGCGCCCGCGCAAGGCGCCGCCGCGGGCCUACACCUGCACCCAGUGCGGCAAGAGCUUCGUCCACCAGUCCACGCUCACCACGCACUACCGCACGCACACCGGGGAGAAGCCCUACGAGUGCUCUGAGUGCGGGAAGCGCUUCGGCCGCCUGUCCACGCUGCUGGAGCACCGGCGCACGCACACGGGCGAGCGGCCCUUCCCGUGCGCGCAGUGCGGCCGGCGCUUCGGCCGCCUGUCCACGCUCGUGGAGCACCGGCGCACGCACACGGGCGAGAAGCCCUUCCCGUGCGCGCAGUGCGGCGCCUGCUUCGCGCACAAGCCCAGCUUCCUGCGGCACCUGCGCGGCCACUCGCAGGAGAAGCGCUUCGCCUGCGGCCAGUGCGGCAAGAGCUUCACCUGCCGCUCGUGGCUCGCGCGCCAUCAGGGCAGCCAUGCCGGCCGCGCGGCCGCUGCCUGCGUGGCUUGCGAGAAGGGCGCCCCCGGCCCCGAGCCCGCGGGCCUCCUCGCCGACGCCGCGUGGGGACGACCCCCCGGCGGCCCUCCCGCCCCACCCGGGGGUGGGACCCAGGCCACCAGGGCGCAGGACCACCGCGCGCCCCCCGGCGACGGGCAGCCCGGAGGCCUGGACCAGCCAGGCCCUGGGCGGUCACUGCACUGUUUUCUCUCUCGGGUGAAGAUGGAGAACGCAGGGUAG
Molecule: messenger RNA, 1605 nt
Organism: Dipodomys ordii (Ord's kangaroo rat)
Lineage: Eukaryota; Metazoa; Chordata; Mammalia; Rodentia; Heteromyidae
Product: zinc finger protein 398-like
Exons: 6
Coding region: 1-1605 (534 amino acids)
Biological process (GO): regulation of transcription by RNA polymerase II
Molecular function (GO): DNA-binding transcription factor activity; RNA polymerase II cis-regulatory region sequence-specific DNA binding
Source: RefSeq, a predicted model, not a curated record